Molecule: messenger RNA, 1203 nt
Organism: Doryrhamphus excisus (bluestripe pipefish)
Lineage: Eukaryota; Metazoa; Chordata; Actinopteri; Syngnathiformes; Syngnathidae
Product: adenosine receptor A1
Biological process (GO): G protein-coupled receptor signaling pathway
Cellular component (GO): plasma membrane
Molecular function (GO): G protein-coupled receptor activity
Source: RefSeq, a predicted model, not a curated record
AUGGAAUUUUUAUGGCUUUAUUCCCUGUGCCAGUGCAUUGUCGCCGUAGCCAUCAUAGUGGUGAGCGUCAGAUUAUGCAUGGCAGUUGGAGGUGAUGCAACAGUGGCUGAUGUAAACGGAGCCAAUUCAAGUGCGAGACCUCAGCACGGAAGUGUAUCCUGUUGCCUUCGCUUGUGCCUGGGGUGGGUCGGCGCCAUAGGGGGCGCUCUGGAAAUCCCCGUGAUCGUGUUCCUCAACUUGAGGACACCGCAGUGUCUCUACACCUGCAUCACCCUGGUGUGCUGCCCCCUACUGGUGAGGCAGUUCACUAUGUGCCUGCUGGUGCUGCUCACGUUGGACUGUUACCUGCAGCAUCACUGGCCCAGCAGAUACUCCGUUCUGGUGACACGUCAGCGAGCUCUCUGUGUGGUCCUGGUGUGCUGGAUGGUUUCCGUUCUAACCUCUUUUGGCCAGUUCAUCAGCUCUGACGUCCUCGACAGGUGGGGAAGAACAGCUCAAGACCAAGCUGGCCUGGAGCGGGAUGGCAACUGGACAACACCAUCGCCCCAUCUUACCCAAUUCCCGAAAUACCCCCAAGACCGCAUGGUUAUUGGGAAGCAUCUCCCGUACGGAGGUUUUCUGUCAAAGUUUUACACGAACGAUUUGCAUAAUUUUACCUAUGAGGAGAUUCAUAGCAGCCAUUGGGGAAUUUGCGCCCCUGACACCAUCCUCAGCCCCCAGUUCUUAGUGUAUGUCCAUGGCAUGGCGGUGUUCAUGCUCCCCUUGCUUUGCCUGCUGGUUCUUCACAUAGAUCUUCACUACAAGAACCCCAAGCAGUUGAAUCGGUCAGACCCGUCCAAGUAUAAUCCCUGGAGGUCCUGUUCACUAACUUUAUCAGUCUCCUUCUUAGUUCUGUUCUGCCUGCCUUUGCAAAUCGUCCAUGCCGUGUUGCUGUUCACCCCCAACCCCACGCUCCCCACGUGGGCUCACGCAAUGGCUGUGUUCUUCUUCCAGCUGUACGGCCUCGUGCCCCAGGUUCUGUUCACUCCACCUGGCAAACAAGAGACCAAAGAGCAGGCAACCUUCGCUCUUUCUGCCCUGCCGUCAGAGAUUGCGCCACCCGGGGGUAAAUUGGUCCAUAAGGCCUUAUGUGAAGCGGCAAAGACUGCUUCCUGGUCCACGGCCAAACAUUCUCUCAAAGUUAAAGUGUGUCCUGAGGUUUGA